UUGAUGAACAUCUGAAUAUAAAAAUCUUGCAAAUUCGAUUCAAAAAUUCAGUAACUAAUCAGCACAGUUACAGUAGACAGUCUAUUAGAACUAGAAUCAUGAAAACUAUUCAAUUAUUUUUGGUAACCAUUUGUGUAGCUGUUGCCGUUUCCCAUCCAGGCGGUGGACACGAUGAGAAGUUCAAAGAAAAACAUAAGAAAAUGAUGGAAUGUCAUGAGCAGACCAAAGCUUUAGGUCAAUGCUGUGAAUUCCCGAAACCAAAAGAAGAAGAAUCAGAAUGCAAAACAGAACAUUUAAUGGGCAUUGAAACAAAAGAAAAGAAGGAACAAGGAAAGGCCUUUAUGUGCUUCAUGGAUUGUGAAUUUAAAUCCAAAGGAUUCAUUGAAGGCAAGGAAGUUAAAUGGGACAAGAUUAAGGAAUACGGUGAAGCUCAUAAGGAAGACGCACCUGGUUUUGAUGAAGUUGGAAACUCUGCUCUUGAGUUCUGUGAAAAGACUUUCAAUGAAAAAAUGGAGAAAUUCAAGAAUAUGAAGCACGACAAACCACCAAAAGAUAAGGAAGACAAGGACGGCAAAGAUGGAAAGCAUUGUGGUUUCAUGGCUGUUGGUAUUACUGGAUGCUUGGGAGGCUACGUUACAAGAAACUGUCCUGAUGAUAAGUGGAAGAACACUGACGAGUGUAAUGCCGUUAAAGCAAAUUCUACAUCCAUUGAGGAGUGCAUGGCUUAAGUUAAUAUUGAUGCAACUUGCCAUUUUGCUGUUGAGGCUUGAAAAAAAUUAACUAAAAGCACGAGAAAAUCAUAUUAUAGAGGAACAG
This is a messenger RNA of Chironomus riparius, 816 nucleotides long. Lineage: Eukaryota; Metazoa; Arthropoda; Insecta; Diptera; Chironomidae. The record is from the annotation of a GenBank genome assembly.